Psylliodes chrysocephalus is the source of this 2139-nucleotide messenger RNA. The record is from the annotation of a GenBank genome assembly. NCBI's taxonomy places the organism in Eukaryota, Metazoa, Arthropoda, Insecta, Coleoptera, Chrysomelidae.
AUGUCUCCACCAAAAAGUAGUGUAUGGAAAAACUUUACAAAAAUAGACAGUACAACUGCUGCGUGUAAAAAGUGCUUUAAGCAUUUGAAAUCAAGCGGCAAUACAUCAAAUUUAGCAAAACAUUUAAAGCAACAUCUCGACAGCGCUAGGGCCGCCAGUACAAGUUCAGUAAUUACUAAUAGUAUUGGUGAAGAGAAUAAGAAUUCAGAAGAAUCAGAACAUGAUGUAGCUAGUACCAGUUCCAGUAGUUCUCAGACUCAGCUUACUCCCAGUACUCCCACUGAGAAUCACAGGCUCUCCUUGUGUGAAUGGGCAUCAGCACCAAGUACCAGUAGUGCUAAAUGCAAGGCACACAUUCACGAUACUGAUACUGACCACCAACUGGACAAUCAUUUUAACGAUGAUUUUCAGAUGGCCGAGGCUGAGCUAGAUAUUCGAAUGGAUAUAACAAAGACGAAGAACAAAAAUAUUGACUAUUCAAGGACAUCUGCUACUACUACCCCUCUCAAGAGUCCCAAGACAUUUACAUCUACACCUAGUAUUAAAGAUGCUUUGAAAAGAAUCACAUCAUAUAAAGAGGGCGGGUCGAGACAUGCUGCCAUCACCCAAUGUAUUUUGUACUUUAUUUGUAAGGAUAACAGACCGUUUUAUUCUGUAACUGGGGCAGGGUUUAGAAAACUUAUGCAUGAAGUAUGUCCCUCAUAUAAAAUUCCUCAUCCAGAUACUUUUAAAGCAAAAUUAGUAAUAAAAUAUGAUAUCAUGAAAUCCAUAUAUGAGGAACGAUUGAGCAAAGUUCCCCAUAUUUGCCUCACUUUUGACAUGUGGACAGAAACAAUGCAAACCAAAAGUUUCCUUGGUGUCACAGCCCAUUUCCUUACAGGACUAAAAUUAUCAUCAAUCACUUUAGCAACUAGACAACUUUUUGAACGCCAUACAGGUGAUAACAUUAGUGAGCAAUUGGAGGAAAUCCUAAAAUAUUGGAAGAUUACUAAAGAACAGAUUGUUGCGGUGGUAACAGAUAAUGGUGCAAAUGUAGUGAGUGCCGUUACAAAAUCAUUUGGACGAAACAAACACAUGCCUUGCUUUGCCCAUACGGUAAAUUUAAUAGCAGAAGUUAUUACCAAAGAUCCCUUAAUUUUGCCAAUUUUGUCUAAAGUGAGAGAUAUUGUGAAGUGGGCUAAGCGAAGUGUGACAGUUAGCGACAAGUUGAGAAAAAUACAGCUUGAUAAUGAAAUGUCUAAUGGAAUAACAAAAAAACUUAUUCUUGAUGUACAGACUAGAUGGAAUAGUACAUAUUAUAUGCUGGAAAGAUUUUCUGAACUUGUCACAGCUGUUAAUCAAGUUAUUAUAAAUGACACUGCAGCUCCACCAAUGUUAACAGCCACAGAGCGGGAUUUAGCUAGACAAAUUCAAAUUGUUUUGAAACCAUUAGAAUUUGUGACUAGAGAGGCUUUUGGAGAAUUGUACAAUACAAUAUCCAAAAUAAUACCAAUGGUUAACUGUUUAAAAAACCAAUUACGAAAUAUAACAUCAGAAUUGGAAAUUGUUAUGGCAUUGAAAAAAAAGUUACUUGAUGAAAUAACUAAAAGGUUUGGUAAAAUGGAAUACAAUUACUUUUUAUCAGUGUCAACUUUACUGGAUCCACGCUUUAAAAGAAUUCACUUUGAAGACCCACUCGCUUGUUCUAAAUCAAUUGACUACAUCAGGAAGAUAAUUGCUAGCCAACAAAGUUCCAGUGAGUCAGAAGGAGAUGAUUCACCAACACGACCAUCUAUAUCAGAAGAACAAAAGAAAUAUGAUUUUUGGAAUUACCACAAAACACUGGCACAUGCUCAAAAUCAGAAAAGCCAGCAGACUACUUCAAAAAUCAAUGAUGAGCUGACAGUUUAUUUAUCCAAUCCAGUCAUGCCACUUAAUUCCGACCCAAUGACUUACUGGGAGGAAGUAAAACAAGUAUUUACGUCUCUCUACAACCUAGCCAUUUCCCAUUUUUGUAUUGUUGGGACAUCAGUACCCUCAGAAAGGCUUUUUUCCAAAGCCGGUGGUACUGUAACUCAAGACAGAAAUCGCCUUUCGAGUGAGUUGCUAGAAAGAUUAUUAUUUUUAGGAGAUUGUACUGAAGACGAAUGGUUUGGAUAG